Helianthus annuus (common sunflower) is the source of this 615-nucleotide messenger RNA. RefSeq lists its product as uncharacterized. Bases 1 to 615 code for a protein of 204 amino acids. The record is from RefSeq and is a predicted model, not a curated record. The transcript has a single exon. Lineage: Eukaryota; Viridiplantae; Streptophyta; Magnoliopsida; Asterales; Asteraceae.
AUGAAAUGGCUUGAUGAAAUGGAAACUGCUAUGGACAUCAGCAAUUGUGCUGAUAAGGAUGUAGUGAAAUUUGUUUCACAAUCUUUCAAAGGCGAGGCCCUCGCAUGGUGGAAGGCCAUGGUACAGUCCACGGGGAAAAUUCCCCUAUACAAUAUGGGAUGGUCCAAUUUUGUGGAUCAUAUCAGAGAAAACUACUGUCCACAACACGAAGUGGAAAAAGUGGAGAUAGAUUUUCUGACUCUCACAAUGAAAAACCUAGAUUGUCAGCAAUAUGCUACCGACUUCAACUCCCUGUCUAGAUUGGUACCCUAUUUAAUUACCCCUGAACCUAAACGCAUUGUGCGUUUCAUCGGUGGUUUGACACCGGAAGUAAAAGGGAAUGUUAAGGCUUCAAGGCCAACCACAUUCAGAUCAACUGUGGAUCUAUCCUUGUCUCUCACUCUAGAUAUAGUGAGACAAAAGUUAGUCAAGACUGAAACUAAUGAGAAAAGACAGAGGGAGGAGGAUAACUCCCAGAAUCCUAAGAAGAAGGGCAAAUCCGAGUUCGAAAGGAACCAACAACAUUCCAAUAAAAAGCCUACAUGCAAAACCUGCAAAAGAAGACACUGGGGAUAG